UCCGUUGAAAAAGAUGUCAGCGACCUGGUCACCCCGGGAGCCAGACAACGUGAACCACUUCGGCAACUGUCUGAUCAUGCAGCGCAGCGGGCCGCUCCUGGACAGCAAGUGCGACGACAUGUAUCCUUACAUCUGCUACAAGAGACAGCCGCCCAGCCAGAUAAGUCUCUGCGGGACUACGGAUACAGAAUACGUUUACGACAAAUUCACCAAGAGCUGUCACAAGAUCCACCCCCAAUUUGUAUCCUGGCAAGAGGCGUACGCCACGUGCGCCCGCGAGGGCGGGCACCUGGCCAUCGUGAAUAGCGAGUACGAGGCCAAGACCCUGGCCCGGCUGAUCAAGUCCGAGUGGAUCUGGGCCCACAUCGGGUUCAGUUACUGGAGGAAGGACUUGUGGGUGACUGUUCAUGGUGAAACGCUGGCCGAGGCUGGCUACGUGGCCUGGGCCCCCGGAGAGCCUAACGAUUGGAACGAGGAGCGCUGCGGGAGCCUCGCCACCGUCAACACUCUAGUGGACAUCGACUGUCUGGACCACGCGCGGCCGUUUAUUUGUGAAAUAUCCUCUAUGUAA
Molecule: messenger RNA, 571 nt
Organism: Cydia amplana
Lineage: Eukaryota; Metazoa; Arthropoda; Insecta; Lepidoptera; Tortricidae
Product: hemolymph lipopolysaccharide-binding protein-like
Exons: 3
Coding region: 14-571 (185 amino acids)
Source: RefSeq, a predicted model, not a curated record